GUCGGGGCGCAGCGAGCGCCGCCCGGGGGCAGUCGGGGACAUUCGGCCGCUCUCCGCGCGCAUGCGCUCUGGGCUGCCGCGUCACUCAGUUGGUCCUGACGAGUUGGAGCGACAGUGCGGCAGGUUGGCAAAGGCAGUAACGUUGCAGAUUUAACAAAGAAAUGGAGUCACCACUGCUACCUAAGGAAGCUGGAAAAUUUAUAGCCGAGAACAGUAAAGAUGUCUUUAUUAAGGAAGAAGGAGUCAAAAAGGUUGCAGAAAUGCUUUUUGAAAAGAGAAAUACAAAGGAACUUGAUCCAACAGGAUGGAAGUUGCUCCAUGACUUGAAUCCACAAACAAUGAACGAGCAGUCCAUUAACUGGGUAUUUGUUACAGACACCCUCAAUUUUUCAUUUUGGUCUGAAAAUGAUGAUAACAAGUGUUUGGUUAAGUACAAAGGCAAACUGCAUAGUGGCUUUUGGUCGCUUUGUGCUGCUAUUAACAGAGCGUUAGAUGAAGACAUUCCGAUCACCAGUGCAUCAUAUUUUGCUAACAUAACGCUUGAGGAACUGAAAUAUGUGCUGCGUUCAGAUACUGAUACUCCAAUGCCAAUGAUUGAAGAACGUCUUAGAGUGCUUAAGGAAGCUGGAAAUGUUUUGCUGGAAAAGUUUGAUGGUUCAUUCCUUAACUGCAUUAAGAAGAGUGAGAACAAUGCCCAGAAGCUGCUACAGCUUGUGGUGGAAAACUUUCCUUCAUAUAGGGAUGAAGCUAUGUUUCAGGAGAAGAAAGUUGCUUUUUAUAAAAGAGCACAGAUCCUUGUAGCGGAUAUUUGGGGUCUCCUGGAAGGAAAGGGGUAUGGUUUAUUUCAUGACAUUGCCAGUCUGUCAAUGUUUGCAGACUACAGAAUCCCCCAGGCACUUGUCUAUCUUGGAGCCAUGAAGUACUCACAAGAACUUAUGGAAAAACUCAAACAAGGUGUGCUCUUCCACUCCGGAGAUCGUCAGGAGGUGGAAAUCAGAGGUUGCUCCAUUUGGUGCAUCGAAUUAAUAAUGCAUCACAUCCGAGAACUUGGAGCACAAAAGAAAAAUGUGAAUAAAGAGAUCAAUUCAAUUCUCAUUGAUUACUACCUGUGGGAUUAUGCAAGAGAUUAUCGAGAAGAUAUGGCAAAUAUUCCUAUCCAUCAUGUACGAUGCAUCUUCUACUAGUUGGAUUCAACACAGUUUCUACAACACGAAGGAGAAACUUUUUUUUAUGGGGGUGGUAUGAUUGGAUUGCUUGUUGAUGUUAAGUUGCUGGCAUUUAACUUUUUUGCAUAUCUCCAAAAUCAUGACUUAAAAUUAUGUUAUUUAAAAAAAUAUUGUUGGAAUAGGUAACACAAGUAAAACAAAGUGCUGGAGGAAUUCAGCGGUUAAAGCAGCACCUGUGGAGGCGAAGAGAUGGUUGGCGUUUUGGGCUGAGAUCCUGCAUCAGGACUGAAAAUGUAGAGGAAAGAUGGCCAGUAUAAAGAGGUGAGAAGGUGGGUUGAGAUGAGAGCUGGUAGGUGAUAGGUGGAACCAGGUGAGGUGGAGGAUGAUGGGCAGAUGGAGCUAGUUGGGGGAGAGAGAUGGGGAAAUUGGAGACAGGCUGGUGGGUUAUAGGUGGAAGCAGAUGGAGCUGGAAGAGGGGAAGGGGAAGAUAGAGACAGGCUGGAAGGUGAUGUGGAACAGCAUAAGGCAGUGGUGAUGGGCAGAUGGAACCAGAUGAGGAGAUGAGGGAGGGGAUAGGAAUAGUCAGCCAAGGGAGAAGAAACCCAGGUGGAUAGUGUGUGGGUGAUGAGCAGACUGAACCAGCUGGGGGAGGGUAACAGAUCUAGUUAAUGAGGGUCGGGUGGGUGUGGGGGGGGGGGGGAAAGAACAAAGAGAAAG
Molecule: messenger RNA, 1883 nt
Organism: Pristis pectinata (smalltooth sawfish)
Lineage: Eukaryota; Metazoa; Chordata; Chondrichthyes; Rhinopristiformes; Pristidae
Gene: qng1
Product: Q-nucleotide N-glycosylase 1
Exons: 5
Coding region: 162-1184 (340 amino acids)
Source: RefSeq, a predicted model, not a curated record